GACCCCGCGAACGUGCUCAGGCUUGGAAAGGCACGUCUGUGGGUGUGAGAGACUGAGCCACAGCCUUUGGUGACUAAGAGGAAGCCAGGUCGGGGUGUUCCAUGACACACACUCGGAGGAAGUCCCUUCCCAUGCUGAGUUCAGGGCCCACGGGCCGCAAGGCGCCGCUGCCCAUUGACGGCAGCAAUAUGGAGCAGGGGGCUGAGGCUGUGGAGCCAGGCAUGCCUGAGAGCCCCAGGCACCUCCCCGGGCGCCGCAAGAACUACCCACUGCGAAAGCGCCCGCUGGUUCCUGAGAAGCCCAAGACCUGCAAAGUGCUGCUGACCCGCCUGGAGAGUGUGGCGGGUCCUCGGAGCGCAGAUGAGGCCGACGAGCUGCCCCCUGACCUGCCCAAGCCCCCCAGCCCGGCCCCAUCCAGUGAGGACACUGGCCUUGCCCAGCCUCGCAAACGGCGCCUGGCCUCCCUCAACGCUGAGGCCCUCAACAACCUGCUGCUGGAGCGGGAGGACACCAGCAGCCUGGGGGGUGCCCGCCGCAGCCGAGGGGGAGAGCCGCACCGCAACCGAGACCGGGCUACUGGGGGCUGGUCCUCCAAGAAGCGACCCCGGCUAGGUGACCUCGGAGGAGGAAGUCGAGACCUGUCCCCAGAGCCAGCACCUGAUGAAGGUGCCCGUCGGGAUGGUGACUCGGCUCCCAAGAGACUGGCCAGCCUAAACGCAGCCGCUUUUCUGAAGUUGAGCCAGGAGCGGGAGCUGCCCCUGCGCCCACCUCGUGCCCACCCUGAAGCAGAUGGGCGCUCCGCUGAGCUCCCAGCUCCCAAGGCUCUACGGCCAAAGUGGGCCAAGGCCCACAGUGUCAAGACCUUUCCCAAGGCCCAUCAGGGACCCAGCUCUGGAGAGGCCACAGGCCCACCUAGCUGGCAAGAGUGCCCUGAAGGGCCACAAUCAUCUGCCACCCCGAAUGGGCCAUCCAUCCAAUCACUGUACCAGCCUCUGAGCAAGGCCCUGGAGAGCCCCUUGGGCCUGCGCCCCCGCCUACCACUGCUUAUGGGUGGCCAGGCAGCCCUGAAGCCGGAGCCUGGGCGCCCAGGUGAAGAGUCACCUGCCCCCAAGCAGGAACUGCACCAGCCUUCUUUCCCUGCACCCCAGUUGUCCCCCCUGCCCAUGCCUGGCAACCCCGCUGACUUCAGUGGCGUGUGUGGUGGGCCUGAGCUCUGUGCUCUCGGUAGCUUCUAUCUAUACUGUGGCCAAGACGGGCUGCAGUGCGGGGGCUACUCCUCCUGUUCCAUGCUACCUGAGGACAAGCUGUCCCCAGCGGCGGCACAAAGUGAGGGGCUCCUCUUGUCCCCAAGGUCCGUGCCGGUGGGCACCCCUUUCCAGCAUCCACCCUGGGGCUCUUCUCGAUACUGCUCCAGUGAGAACUCUGGAGUGAGAGGCAGCUACAGCCUCUGUGGAGUGUUGCCCCUGCCACUGCCCCAUGUUGGCACUACCUGUGGCGGCUUUCCCUACAAGAUGCCUUUUACAGCAGCCCGACCCCUCUCUCCUUUCCCAGAAGGCUGCAGGUCCCUGGGCCAGCUGGAAUUUCCUCGCCUGGAAGCUGGCCACCCAGCCUCACCUGCUCACCCCCUCUUGGGAUGCCCUGUGCCCAGUGUGCCACCUGCAGCAGAGCCCGUUCCCCAUCUUCAGACGCCCACCUCGGAGCCCCAAACUGUAGCCCGUGCGUGCCCUCAGAGCGCCAAGCCUCCCAGCGGUUCCAAGUCCGGCCUGCGCACGGGCUCUGGCUGCAGGCACACUGUGAGGAGCAAGGCCGCCCGCAGGCCCAGCCACCCCAAGCAGUCACGGGUCCAGCGCCCCCGUCCCCGCCGCCGUCGCCGCCGCCGCACUAAUGGCUGGGUGCCUGUUGGGGCCGCCUGUGAGAAGGCUGUCUAUGUCUUGGAUGAACCGGAACCGGCUAUCCGCAAAAGCUACCAGGCAGUGGAACGGCACGGAGAGAUGAUCCGCGUGCGGGACACGGUCCUCCUCAAGUCAGGGCCCCGGAAGACGUCCACCCCUUACGUGGCCAAGAUCUCUGCUCUCUGGGAGAACCCGGAAUCAGGAGAGCUGAUGAUGAGUCUCCUGUGGUAUUACAGACCUGAGCACUUACAGGGAGGCCGAAGUCCCAGCAUGCACGAGUCGUUGCAGAAUGAAGUGUUCGCAUCUCGACAUCAGGACCAGAACAGUGUGGCCUGCAUCGAGGAGAAGUGCUACGUGCUGACCUUUGCUGAGUACUGCAGAUUCUGUGCCAUGGCCAAGCGCCGAGGCGAGGGUCUCCCCAGCCGGAAGACAGCGCUGGUACCCCCCUCCUCGGACUACUCCACCCCGCCACACCGCACAGUGCCCGAGGACACGGACCCUGAGCUGGUGUUCCUCUGCCGCCAUGUCUAUGACUUCCGCCAUGGCCGCAUCCUCAAGAACCCCCAGUAGCCGCCUCCUGCCCAGCUGGGGCCAGCGGGCUCGGGGCAGGGCCACUGCCUGAAGCACAGCACUUGGUGUAGGAGCCACAGGGGCCUGAAGUUGCUGACUUGUGCUCCUCUUGGGGUGGGGGUAAGGGGCCAGGGGCCCCGCCCAAUGUUGGGCCCUGUGAAUUGGGAGGGGAAGCCAGGGUUGAAGCAAAGCACGGGGAUCCUCAGCCUGGCCCCUAAGGAGAAGCCAUCUUCUCCCCAGCUGGGUUGGGCCUGCAGCCUCCCCCAAGGUCCCUCCCAGGAGGAGUGGAAGCCGGCUUUACCUCACCCACUGUGACACGCUGCUUCCCCGCCAGCCGGGGACCAGGCCCUCUCAGACCCUGGCAUAGCUCUGGGCUACUUCCUCUGAGGCCCAGAGAGCCACCAGCUGGGUCCCUCUUCCUGGGCUGGGGUUGCUCCCUGGCUCUCCUCGUGUGCCCCCGAAGCAGCCCCUGGUGCUGGGACAAGUCGACCGGGCCCUCAGUCACGGGGUGGCCCACCGGUUAGAGCCACCCUCCUGCUCCCCUCCCCCAGAGGGCCUCCCCAGCAGAUCUGGCUUCCCAGACACUACCUGAUUAACUUGGAGUAUGGGAGAUCAGAUGGGGGCUGGGGAGGGGAGGGGGACAGGGGCAAGGAAAAUUGCUACUGCUACCUGAUUUGUUGACGACUUUUCCUCUUGCCUUACACUUUGAGGUUCUAGGAAGCCUCUUGCAGAAGUUCACACAUGACUCUUCAAGCCACACCCCCCCAAAAUCAAACCAAAGGAGUGCUGUGGCCCCCUCUGCCCUGCCAGCCCAGACCCUAGUCUUUUGUAGAUUGCACUAAUUCCAUCCCAGCGAGAAUCACACUGUAUCAGUCUGCAGACCUGCUGAGCUGCAGCCUCUCACUCGGGGAGCCUUCCAGUUGGUUCCCGUCUCCCAGGGCCCCUGUUCUCACCUCAUACUGCUCCCCCAAAUAGGUUGGCCAUUGACAUCCUGGCUCUGGGCCUAGGGCUCUUUGAAAGGGGGGCUGGAGAGUCCUAGGUAUUCUCUAUUUGUACCAAAGAGGAGCAUGGGUAAGACCCAG
Echinops telfairi (small Madagascar hedgehog) is the source of this 3544-nucleotide messenger RNA. It is a transcript of the gene BAHD1, whose product is annotated as bromo adjacent homology domain containing 1. The transcript has 7 exons. The coding region runs from base 102 to 2462 and encodes 786 amino acids. Gene Ontology annotation, molecular function: chromatin binding. NCBI's taxonomy places the organism in Eukaryota, Metazoa, Chordata, Mammalia, Afrosoricida, Tenrecidae. The record is from RefSeq and is a predicted model, not a curated record.